AUGGUUAAGAAGAAAUCGAUCUCAAUAGCGUGGCCAUAUACACCUGAACCUUCACCUCGUCUUGACCCUUUGGUCUAUCCCUUGGUCGAUAUUCCUGAAGAUUUCAACAUGUCGGAGGAAGAGUUACCUCCUCGGGCAAGGCCCAUCAGUAUGGCAGCCCGAAAGGAGGGCGUCCUAUCACCGGGAGGAAGACCGACUUUGGACGAUGUGCUCAACAACAAAGCACCAUCACCCUACACCCUGGCUGCGUACACGGCAUUUCUAUCGCAACAGCACUGCCUGGAAACGCUCGAAUUCACCACAGAGGCCAAGAGAUACUCGGAUAAGUACGAUGAAGCAUCGGUCAGUAUGGGAGGCAUGCCCCUCACAAUAGAAACGCAGGAAGGAUGGGAAUUGAUACAGGACUGGACGCGGCUUCUCGAAAUCUAUGUCAAGCCAGGUGCUCCGCGGGAAAUCAAUUUGCCGGCCGAGGAACGAGAUGAUCUGAUCGAGCGAUCCUAUGAGUUCAAACCUCCUCGUCCUGAGUAUCUGGAUGCCGCCGUCAAACGCAUGUACGACUUGAUGUCGGAUUCGAUCUUCAUUCCAUUUUGCAAUAGCCUCAAACAGGUUUCUCAUGCCCAGACAUAUACACCUAUGUCGGAAUUUGCGGAUAUGGCUGAACUUGACCCCUCCCGAUUAACAUAUGAUGAGCGUGGGCUACAUCGGCGGAUGCCUUCUCGUCGGCGGCGAUCUCCACCACACACCUCGGCGGUCUCGUUUGAAGCUACUCGAUCCCCGCCGCAACAACAUCGACCGACACAAUCCUCGUUAUCGUCCGCAUUGGGUCGGCAGAGCGGUGUGCGCUUGUCGACGCACGUGUCACACUCAUCCGCAGUCUCAGAAAGUGCACUAACUGACAGCAGCGGAGGCCCGGAUAGCCCUCCUGUCGGUGACCUUAUGGAAACUGACGCAGUCAUAACCCCACCGACCACUCCACCAACGAGCGAGCUGGGUGGGAUUAUAAGUCACGGGAGUGGGAGCGGAUUGGCAAGUGUCAAAUCACAUCGAAGUGAAAGCGGUGGCUGGAAGAAGGCCAUGAAGAUUUUUGGCGGCAGCAAGAGGAAGAAUGGCAGCAACGAGCAUGACUGA
Molecule: messenger RNA, 1128 nt
Organism: Fonsecaea nubica
Lineage: Eukaryota; Fungi; Ascomycota; Eurotiomycetes; Chaetothyriales; Herpotrichiellaceae
Exons: 1
Coding region: 1-1128 (375 amino acids)
Source: RefSeq, a predicted model, not a curated record